AUGGCAUCUUUCUUUGACAAGCCGAUGGUGAGCCUUCUGAGGGGUCAAUCGCUAGCUCCAAUUUCAGCCGUUGAGGCUUUGGAAGGAAAGAAGUACAUUCUUGUUUACUUUUCCGCCCAUUGGUGUCCCCCCUGUCGUAUGUUUACCCCUGUGCUGCGAACCUUUUACGAGAAGUCCCACGCGGAGAAGAAUUUCGAGGUCGUCUUCGUGUCCCUGGACCAGUCCGCGGAGAAGAUGCGGGCCUACAUGGAAGGCGCCCACGGGGACUGGUUGGCCUUGCCUUUUGACGAGGCGAAGGUGGUGGGAAAGGCGUGGAUGACGCGGUAUAACUUCCAGACUAUUCCCACCCUUUUGGUCUUUCAGAACCCGCGCACCACCCCGUCAGGUGAGGGCAAAAAGGAGUGGAGGCUGGUGACGCAGUACGCCCGGGACCUACUCGAUGCCGAUCCAAAGGGCGAGGGCUUCCCGUGGCCGAACGGGGAUGCGGAGGUUCGGGAGUACUACCGCGUAUUGAAGCGAAACGUCUUGAUUACGGUGCUGGUUUUGAUCACCCUCGGGGUUUGUCUGUAUCGAUUUUUCUUCUAA
Molecule: messenger RNA, 585 nt
Organism: Phytomonas sp. Hart1
Lineage: Eukaryota; Euglenozoa; Kinetoplastea; Trypanosomatida; Trypanosomatidae
Source: the annotation of a GenBank genome assembly